Molecule: messenger RNA, 1313 nt
Organism: Drosophila innubila
Lineage: Eukaryota; Metazoa; Arthropoda; Insecta; Diptera; Drosophilidae
Exons: 2
Coding region: 36-1097 (353 amino acids)
Source: RefSeq, a predicted model, not a curated record
CUCUUUCAAGUUAACAAAUUCCGACAGCUGCAACUAUGGAAAAGUUAUUGAUAAAUUACAUAUUUAUCGUCGCUUGUGGCUUCUUGUUGCUGUUUCAGCCCAUUCACACACUGCGUAUUAAGCGCGCUGAUAACCAGGCUAAUUCCACAGCUGCAAGCAAGUUGCCAUUGCCGAUUCCAUUGGCCGUUGAUAAGGCACAAGCCAAGAUCUCAAACACAACAGCAGCUGCAAUUGCCACAGCUGCAAAUAUAGGAGCAAUCAAAGUUCCACUUGCAGUUCCAGCUCCAGUUCCAGUUGCAUUUUCUCCAAAUCUGCAGGCAGAAAAUAAAUUAGAGGAAUCUCUGCCCCUGGAGCUGACGGAUCGCAUGCAGCGUGCUAAGCGUCACAUGGCGCUUAUUGACGAGUCUCUGUUGCCAAAAGCUGGACACCGUGCUUACCACCAUAAUGGCAACGGUGGUGCCAAUGGCAACCCGGCACCACCGUAUGUUUACUACAAUAAGAUGAUUUCACCGGAUGGCAAGCAGGAGCUGAAGGAGUUUCAGUUGUUGGCACCAAAUGUGGUAAUCGAGAGCUUGCAACACGAUAUGAACUAUGGGCCAAUGCCAGACAUGGGCGGUGUCCUGCUCCUGAAUGCGGACAACAAUCUGAAUGGACGCAUGCAUGGAUUGGUCAAGUCAAAGCAUCACCAUAAACACAAGUCCCCAUCGCUGGCUCUGCCGCCCUUUCUGUACAUGCUGCAGCAGAUGCUGCAGCCAAACUUGAAUCUGGACAUGGAACGCAGUCGUAUCGAUACACCGAUCUAUCAGUUUCUCGACAACGCUGUGGAUAAUGCGCUGCGCAAUAAUCACGAGGUGAUUGAACACGACAACGAGUCCAGCGACAAAGAGAAGGACAAUUACCAUGACAGUGAAUUGCCAUCACAGAAGAUCGAAUUGGGCAAGGAGGACAAGUCCAAGGAGUCCAACGAAUUGAUGCCAAAUCGCAAGGAUGACGAACUAAUUGUCAGCUGUCCCAUUCACCACGAGCAUCAUGCCGGCAAUAACGGUGAAACUAUCGACGAUGAUGUUGUUCUGGUCAACGAGUGUCAUAUCGCUUAGCUAGGUGGUAGGUAGGUGUCGAAAAAGCUAGCCAAGUUAUUAGUUUUAGAGAAACUCGCUUUAAAUUUUAGGUAGGUCACUUUUCCGUUCUGUAUUCUAGUGUUAAAAUUGUUUAUAUACUUUGUUUUUGGUUGCAAGUUUUACUACAAACAAACUGCAAAAUUCAUCUACUCUUAAAACAAAUAUAGCCAAAUAAAUCACUUAUCCGUAACUAAA